CACGGAGCAUCGCCCAUGCCACGUGCUGCAGACCAUGCUGGGACACGGGGCUGGGGACCCUGGGCCAUCCCCCGGCCGUCCCCUGCCACUCCCAGUGCUGCAACACCGGGUGAUGCAGACCCAAAGUGCAGCACCAACGGCGAGGGGCUGGCACUGCUUGGUGUCAGUGGGAACCAGAGCCCUUCUGUGCCCAAACUGAGGGCAGUGAGCGGUGUGGAUUCUCCUCCUGCUGGUCCUCCUGAGUUCGAUUUACUAACCUCCACUCUGCAAGUGGUUGGCGCGGGGCUUGCUCCCUCCUUCCCCAGACUGCUGCCAGCGGGAGGGCACUGCUUGCCCCUCCCGGCCCACCUGCCCUUCUGCUCCGUUCUGGGCACCAACCAUGUCAGAUUGCCGAAUUAUCUCAGCCACAGCAGCGAGGUGGAAAUUCGGGCUGCUUUGCAUGAGUGGGAGGGGCUGCUUGAGUCUCGGUGCCACCGCUACUUGGAGUGGUUCCUCUGCUUGCUCCUGGUCCCUGGGUGUAGUGCCUCAGUCCCCGUAACUCCCCCACCGUGCCAGGGCUUCUGUGAGGCCGUCAGAGACCUGUGCUGGAUGCACUCGGCUGGUGGGCGCCUGCCUCUGCCCUGUGACUCUCUCCCCAAGGAGGACGAAGGGUAUUCUUGUGUCUUUGUUAAUGUGUCUUCAGAGAACCUGAGCAGUGAGGUCAGCCUCCUGGAGCUGAUUGGAGACCCGCCUCCAGAGGGAAUCGUCAAAAUCUACGGCCAUGAAAACAGACCUGGCUAUGUCUUUGGACCCAGUGCCAACACAGGCCAGGUGGCCCGGUACCACCUGCCCAGCCCCUUCUACCGAGACUUUUCUCUCCUCUUUCACAUCCAGCCCACCACCCCACGGGCCGGUGUGCUCUUUGCCAUUACAGACUCCACGCAGAGCAUCAUCUACGUGGGUGUUAAGCUCUCAGACCUGCAGAUGGGCAAGCAGCAGAUCAUCUUCUACUACACUGAACCGGGCUCACAGAGCUCCUAUGCAGCUGCCACCUUCACCGUGCCCACCCUGCUCAACCAAUGGGCAAACUUUGCUAUCAGCGUGGAGGAGGACGAAGUCAUCCUCUACCUGGACUGCGAGGAGCACGAGCGGGUCCGCUUUGAGCGCUCCCCAGAUGAGAUGGAACUGGAGGAAGGUGCCGGGCUCUUUGUUGGUCAGGCUGGAGGGGCUGACCCAGAUAAAUACCAGGGUGUGAUUGCUGACCUGAGGCUGCGAGGGGAUCCACGUGCAGCCGAGUACCAUUGUGAGGAGGAGGAUGAUACCGAGGCAUCUGGAGAUUUCGGCAGCGGGGCAGAGGACAGGCACCGUCCCUUGGGAAAGGAUAAGGGCAUCCCAGGGCUGCUGGAUGCUGUCCCUGUCACUUCCCCACCUGUGGUGGAGGGCAGUGGGACAAGGAGCAGUGUGGGAUCCCCCCAGCAGGCAGAAAGGACCAGAGUGGAGGAGAGGCUGCAGGUUUCCACAGGAGGCACUGGCCCCAAAGGUGAAAAAGGGGAGAAAGGUGAACGUGGCCUAAAGGGGGACUCGGGGACCAUUGGCAUCUUGGGCCCAGGCACUGCCAAGGGUGAGAAGGGGGAGAAAGGUGAAUUGGGCAUCAAGGGCAGCGCUGGAUUUGGCUACCCUGGCUCCAAGGGCCAGAAAGGUGAGCCCGGAGAGCCUGGCCCCCCUGGCCCUCUCUCACGGCAUACUGAUGGCAUGUCACUGGAGCAAGUCACUGGCCCCCCUGGCCCCACUGGGCCCCCAGGGAAGGAUGGGGCCCCUGGCAGGGACGGCGAACCUGGUGAUCCCGGCGAAGACGGCAAACCUGGUGAAAUGGGGCCCCCAGGAUUCCCGGGGACACCAGGAGAGUCUGGGCAGAAGGGAGAGAAGGGUGACCCCGGUGUGGGGCCAAGAGGCCCCCCGGGGCCACCAGGUCCCCCUGGACCUCCAGGACCCUCCUCCAAGCAGGACAGGCUGACAUUCAUUGACAUGGAGGGCUCUGGGUUUGGUGGUGACCUGGAGACCCUGCGGGGCCCACGAGGGCCACCUGGUCCCCCAGGUCCCCCAGGCGUGCCUGGCUUGCCGGGGGAGCCAGGAAGGUUUGGGAUGAACAGCACAGAUCUGCCAGGACAACCAGGGCUGUCAGGCAGAGAUGGAACCCCUGGGCCUCCAGGACCAGAGGGUCCUCUAGGUCCUCCUGGAAAAGAUGGGAUGCCUGGACUGCCAGGGCCCAAAGGAGAGCGGGGUGAUGUGGGUGACCUCGGUCUCCCCGGAGCUCCAGGACCCAAGGGCAGCAAGGGAGAAGCAGGACCAGCAGGUCCCCCAGGAGAGACUGGCCUGGCUGGCCUCCCUGGGCCAGUUGGACCCCGAGGGCAGCCAGGGCCCCCAGGGCCCCCAGGUCCACCAGGGCCGGGGUAUGAGGCUGGAUUUGGUGACAUGGAGGGCUCUGGACUGCCACUCGCCACCGGCUCCCCUGGACCACGUGGCCCCAGUGGACCACAGGGUGUGCCAGGACUACCAGGGAUCAAAGGCGAGGUGGGCAGCCUUGGGCAGCCUGGCCUUCCAGGCCCAAAGGGGGAUGCUGGUGUGCCUGGUGUGGAUGGCCGUCCUGGCCUGGAGGGCUUCCCUGGACCACAGGGUCCAAAAGGCAACCGUGGCAGCCCUGGUGAGAAGGGUGAGCGAGGCCAAGAUGGCGUGGGGCUGCCAGGCCCCCCUGGCCCACCAGGUCCCCCUGGACAGGUCAUCUACAUCUCAAGUGAGGAUAGGCCUUUGGCAGCACUGCCAGGCCCAGAGGGCAGACCAGGACUUGCUGGUUUCCCGGGCCCAGUAGGACCGAAGGGGGAUCCAGGAUCACCAGGCAUCCAAGGUGCACCAGGGAUGAAGGGAGAGAAGGGAGAGCCUGGCGUCAUCAUCAGCCCAGAUGGGACCAUCGUUGCUGCCAACAUGAAAGGACAGAAGGGGGAGCCUGGGCUGCAAGGACCGAUGGGCCCAUCUGGCCCCCAUGGACGAGCAGGGAUGAAGGGAGAAAUUGGCUUUCCGGGCAGACCUGGACGUCCUGGCAUGAAUGGGCUGAAGGGCGAGAAGGGCGACCCAGUGGACAUCAGUGGUAUGCUGAGCUUGCGGGGUCCUCCUGGCCCCCCAGGUCCCCCUGGCCCUCCUGGGCCACCUAGCAGUGUGGUCUAUGACAGUAACAAUGGCUUCAGUGAUGCCAGCCGUCCUGCCUUCCCAGGUUUCCACCAGUUUACAGGUCAGAAGGGAGAGAAAGGAGAUGUGGGUGCUCCGGGGCCCCCAGGCCAGUUCCUCUAUGACCUGAGCCGGUUCAGUGCCAACCUGCGGGGUGACAAGGGAGAGGCGGGUCCUAAAGGAGAGAAGGGAGAGCCAGGUGGUUCCACACUCUAUGGCCCCGGUGUCACUGGGCCACCAGGUCCCCAGGGCUACCCAGGUCCACCGGGUCCCAAAGGGGACAGCAUUGUUGGGCCACCAGGGCCUCCUGGACCACAGGGACCCCCUGGCAUUGGCUACGAAGGGCGGCAAGGCCCCCCAGGCCCUCCCGGCCCCCCCGGGCCACCCUCUUUCCCAGGUCCCCACAGACAAGCAAUCAGCAUCCCUGGCCCCCCUGGACCACCAGGGCCCCCUGGGCCACCAGGCACCAGCGGGACAUCUCUGGGACUGCGUGCCAUGCCCACGUACCAGGCGAUGCUGAGUGCUGCACAUGAGCUGCCUGAAGGAGGACUCAUCUUUGUGACCGAUCGGCAGGAGCUCUACGUCCGCCUGCGUGGGGGCUUCCGCAGAGUGCUGCUGGAGGAGCACACCCUCAUCCCCAGCUCGGCGCUGGAUAAUGAGGUAUACGACAAGCUGCCCAGCAUUCACUACGGAGGGGCCCAGCAACCUGUGCACCCCCUGCGCAACCACAGCCCCCCGCCCACUGCCCGGCCCUGGCGUGGGGAUGAGGUGGUGGCCAACCAGCACCGCUUGCCCCAGCCGCCCCUGCUGCAGCAGCACGAGCUCCUCAACAGCUAUUACAUCCACCGCUGGCCGGAUCCAGCCUCCGUGGCCGCCCACGUGCACCGGGACUUCCAGCCUGCUCUGCACCUGGUGGCCCUGAACACCCCACUGAGCGGCGGCAUGCGUGGCAUUCGUGGUGCUGACUUCCAGUGCUUCCAGCAAGCCCGGCAGGUUGGGCUGGCCGGCACCUUCCGUGCCUUCCUCUCUUCCCGCCUGCAGGACCUGUACAGCAUCGUGCGCAGGGCCGACCGCACCUCUGUGCCCAUAGUCAACCUCCGGGACGAGGUGCUUUUCAGUAACUGGGAGGCCCUCUUCACCGGCAGCGAGGCACCGCUGCGGGCUGGAGCCCGCAUCCUCUCCUUUGAUGGCCGGGACAUCCUGCAGGACUCGGCAUGGCCACGGAAGAGCAUCUGGCACGGUUCGGAUGUCAAGGGCCGUCGCCUGCCCGAGAGCUACUGUGAGGCGUGGCGGACGGAUGAGCGUGGUACCAGCGGGCAGGCUUCCUCGCUGAGCUCAGGCAAGCUCCUGGAGCAGUCCGCCAGCAGCUGUCAGCAUGCCUUUGUCGUCCUCUGCAUUGAGAACAGCUUCAUGACUGCCGCCAAAAAAUGACCCUGCUCUCUGAGCACUGCACACCUCCUUGGGGAGGUUCUGCUCCCCGCCACGCUCCUGCCUUCACCCCACUGGGUUUCUUCUCCCCCAGACCUAAAGCCAAAGAGUAUCGCCAUUGCCACUGCUCUGGCCUGGAGGGGGCUCACCCCUGUCCCUGAGGAUCUGGGUAGCUGUGGGCUGGCUGCCUUCUUCCUCCUGUACCUCUGGUUCCACUUCUUUUCUAACCCCUUGUGUUCAACCGCUUCAGCCAUACCCUUGUAUCAGCCACCCUCUCCUCCUUCCUGCUCAAAUACUCACCAGGGAGGUUGGGUGGGGAAGGAUGCUCUGCAGAGAGGUUUUGGAGAUGCUGUACAGUCACCUGUUGGAAAGCCCUGCUCUGUCCUGGCCAGGAGCUUGACGCCAGCCCCAAAUCCACAUUGCAAGGGCUGCGGCAUCUCCAGCCCACCCAAGGAGGACCCCAGCUGUCCCCUCCUAGGCGAGGGAUCGUCCUGUGGUGGUGGUAGUGGGGUUCCCCAGUGCCCUGCUCCUCUGCAGUCUCCGUCCUCCCCAGGUAAGACCCAUCCCACCCAGCCCUGCACCUCCUCUCCAUCACCCAUCCCUCGCUGGGCACAAGGUGAGCCCUGGGGUCUGGUCCCCAUAUCUGCUCCAAAGCCCCGCUCCAUUUCUGCCUACCCCUAUAUAGGGUCAGGCUUCCAGCUCUCUGCGUGCUCCCUGCCCCAGGUGCAUCAGCACAGCUCAGUGGAGACUAAGGGGGUGCACAGGGCAGUGGGGCAGCCCCACAGCUGGGGCAGGAAUGGGGUGGCCCGGUAUACCCUUGGCAUGUGUUUACAUGCGUUUGUGUGUGUGUGCAUGUUGACCACAUGUGGUACCUAGGCCAGACACCGCCAGCACCUGCUGGGCCACCGCUAUUGUGCCCCAGGGGCCACGGCGGAGCAAAGACAUUUGCAUAUGGUGUGGGCAUAUCCAAGGUGCUAAAAAAAAAAAA
This is a messenger RNA of Meleagris gallopavo (turkey), 5614 nucleotides long. RefSeq names its product collagen type XVIII alpha 1 chain (gene COL18A1). Lineage: Eukaryota; Metazoa; Chordata; Aves; Galliformes; Phasianidae. Gene Ontology annotation, biological process: extracellular matrix organization. The record is from RefSeq and is a predicted model, not a curated record. Gene Ontology annotation, molecular function: protein binding; extracellular matrix structural constituent conferring tensile strength.